Molecule: messenger RNA, 6286 nt
Organism: Hemicordylus capensis (graceful crag lizard)
Lineage: Eukaryota; Metazoa; Chordata; Lepidosauria; Squamata; Cordylidae
Gene: COBLL1
Product: cordon-bleu WH2 repeat protein like 1
Exons: 15
Coding region: 392-3967 (1191 amino acids)
Molecular function (GO): actin monomer binding
Source: RefSeq, a predicted model, not a curated record
GCAGCCUCCCAUCCCUCCGGCGCUCCUCCGUGCCCGUCUCCCGCAGCGCCCACCGCCCACCCAGGGAAAGGAGGAGGCAGCUGAGUGGGUAGCUGUGCUUGCGUGCACGCGGGAGGGCGCCUGGGCACGGGUAAGCCGGAGCGAAGAGGCACCCUACGGCUCUGGGGGAGGGAUGCAGCGCCUCCCGCAGGGGCCGCUCAGGCGGCGGGAAGGAAGUGAGCAGCAGCACUAGGCUUGAGCCCGCCACCUCCAGGGGCUUCAGGCAGGUGAAGAAGUUGGACGGCCGCCUGGGAGCUGUGCCCGAGGCGGUUUCCUACCCGCCACAGGCAGAGAGUCGGUUUGGAGGAGCCCUCUUUCAGCGAGAGGUUCCCCCUGGAGUCUCCCAGGGGGGAUGGACGGCCAAACCUGCACAGCACAGAGCCGCUUGCCUCCCUCCGGACGAAAAGCCAAGCCAAAAGCUCCUUGUCCUCCGUCUGGGACAAAGAUCACUGAAUUUUCUUCUUUCGAUGAUUCAGAACUAACAAAGUUUACCAUGGAUCAAGAAGAGAAUAUAAUUGACAGAGACAUUGAGUUGUCGGUGAUUCUCCCAGGUGAUGUAAUCAAGUCUACUACUGUUAAUGGCAGCAAACCAAUGAUGGACUUACUGGUAUACCUUUGUGCACAAUACCGUUUAAAUCCUGCAAGCUACGCUAUAGAUGUGAUAUCAGCAGAGAAAAAACAGAUCAAAUUUAAACCAAACACACCUAUUGGAAUGCUUGAAGUAGACAAAGUGAUUUUAAAGCCAAAACAGAUGGAUAAGAAGAAGCCAACUCCUACCAUCCCAGAGCAAACUGUGAGAGUCGUAAUAAAUUACAAGAAGACACAGAAGACUAUUGUCCGAGUUAGCCCACAUGCACCACUUGAAGAGCUCAUACACACUAUCUGUAGCAAAUGUGACUUUGAUCCCUUACAAACUCUGUUACUGAAGAGUUAUCAGUCUCAAGAGGUUCUUGACUGGACCAAAUCACUUAAUGAACUUGGACUCAGAGAAUUAUAUGCCAUGAAUGUCAGCAAAGCCACACCAACUGCUGAAUUCAAUUUGUCUUCUUUACAAGACUCUUCUCAAAACUCGCAAAAUUUGGAGAAAGAAAAUAAAGGCUUCCUCAGCUUUUUUCAACGAAACAAGAAGAAACGAGAGCAAACUGCCAGUGCUCCUGCAACUCCAUUAAUAAGCAAGCCAAGGCCAGCCUUUGUCAUAAGAUCAAACACCGUUUCCAAACAAUAUGACUCUAAUACCCUGCCAUCUGAAAUGCCAAAGAAGCGACGAGCACCCCUGCCUCCGAUGCCUGCUUCUCAAAGUGUGCCCCAAGAUCUUGCGCAAACCCAGGACCGACCUUGUGUUGUGAAAUCCAGCAGUGUGGAUGAAACUAAUAAGGGAUUUUCAGAAGUAGGAAUAGUGAGAACAGGUUCACUUCAGCUCCGUGGCACAUCUUCAGUCAAUUCUUCUUUGAGGCGGGCAAAGCGCAAAGCACCGUCACCACCUCCUAGAAAACUUCAAGGCCAAAGUGACAACAGUAUUGAGACAGAAUCAGAGUCAGCAGAAUCAAUUCAUAAAGAAGGCACUGUGAAAGGAAGACACUCAGAAGUACUGUCUCCAACAGGCAAUGUAGUUGAUCUAACGGACACCACAGUGCCAUCAUGUGCCUCCUGCUGCUUUGGGUCAACCAAUCAUGAUCCAAACAAUAUCCAGCAAGUCUUGGAUGAAACUAAUCUUUUGGCUAAUACUUCUACUCCAGAUGAAUCUGAAGUGUCUCUUAAAUCUGACAGAGGUUCUGAAUACAGCCUUGAGGAGAUAGAUGAAAAGGAAGAGAUGCAUGAAGAAAGUGAAGAUGCCUCUCUCAAGAUGCAAGAGGUUUCUACCUCCUUCAGUGCUCCUGAUGAUCCACUUGAGAAUGGAAGAAGAGAGCCUGUUUCAUUGGCUUCAGGUCCCAGCAUUGGUGCUGAACAUAAUGUGAAAGACUUCAGUGAAGGGAAAGCAGAAAGUAUGACUGCAGUCAACAAAGCUCAACAGAGUCAGGAAAGUGCGAAAGUUGCACUUGAUGGCAAGCCACCUGAAGCAUUUCAGCCAGACACUAACAAUGAUCACAGUGAUGCAAAAGAUUUUCUGCCAAUGACAGAAGAAAGAAAAAUAGAUGCAGCAAAAAGGAGAGAAAGUAACACACUUGAAGGAGAAAGACCAUCAAACUGCAAAAUCUAUCAUGUUGACAUUUGUCUAAGUCAGCAGCACCAGCUUGAAGCACAUCUAGGGGAGAGUGAUCAGAAAUGGGAUCAGUCCAACUUGGAGCCAGUAAAGACUCAGGAUGUUGCCAUUCAGGCAACUCUAACUGAUGAGACUGCAUUAAGUAAGAGUAGAAAUACUCAGGAGUGCAAGCUGGAAAGCCCCAAGGGUUCAGUUCACAUGCACAACUCAGCUUUGGAGAAUCGACCUUCUGAGUUCCUUAACAGGGUACAUGAGAGCGUAGGAACCAUGACAGAGUUCGACCAUCAAGGGCAACAAGCAGCACAUGACAGAGGGUAUCUCAGUGACAACCAGAAUAAUACAUGUGAAAAAGAGAACCAUGUUCUGGCACAGAGAGUUGUCAGAAGUCCUGUUAGCCCUCCUACCAAAGGUUACCCACUUUAUCGACAAGAUUCAAAGCCUAAGCCUAAACCUUCCAAUGAGAUUACAAGAGACUACAUACCCAAAGUUGGAAUGACUACCUAUAAAAUAGUGCCUCCAAAAUCUUUGGAAACAUUGAAGAAUUGGGAAUCUGAUGCCGUGGAGGAUCAGGAAACAACCUGUUUGCAUACAUCUCCACACAAUAAGAAUUUGCAGGAAUUUAGUACACAAACAGAAAUUCUUAAUAGCCCCAGUCAAACAGGGCCUGCUUUUAGGCAUGAAGUUUUGUUUCCAGGGAAUGAUCCCGCACAGAAAACACACAGUGCUGCUUCCAGUUCCACCAUUUCUCUUAAUAAUGCCAAAGGCAAGAAAGUGGAAGCAAAACAUUCCAACUCUAAUCCAGACCACUUAAUAACUCCACUGGUGCUAAGCACAGAAAACAAAAGUUGUUCACCUCCUGCAGUGCCAGAAAAACCAAGCAUCUUAAGCCCUACAGCCAAGCCAAGCAAUUUUUAUUUGCAGAUGCAAAGGAGGGCUUCUGGUCAUUAUGUAACUUCAGCAAUUGCAAGAAGUGGUUCCGUUAAUAGCCCUACUCAAAAUGAAGCAAAGAGUGUAGCGAUGGAGAAAAAGCUGGCAUCACCAGAUCAGACUUCUUUUCCAUUUCCAAGAACAAUUAGUGUUCCUUCCCAGUUGGUAGAGGAAAAUACUGAAAAUGGUGACAGUGAGAAAAAAGCAGAGGUCUCCACUUCUCCUCCUGUAAAAAUGCCUAAACCUCUGAAUUCACCCCCCUCCCAGCCUCCUCCAUUAAAUCUGAAAAUUCUGAGGACUUUUGUUGUGCCACAACCAUAUUCAAGUUCCAGGCCCUCACCUUUUGCUCUUGCUGUAUCAUCAGCAGUUAGGAGGUCACAGUCAUUUAGUAAAACAUGUCCCACUACAAGCAGGCCGCUAAAAGAGCAGUCCUCUCUUGACCUUUCCUCCUCGGUGUCCAGCACAGAGGUAAAGAACCAUGCUCCUUUACAGAGCCCAACAGGAGGGCCACAACAGAGCAUGGCAGACAAGAAAAACAAUUAUUCAAGCAUUGAGCAAAACAGGCAGGUGCCCUCUUUAUCUGGCCACCCAACAACUGCUGUCUGUGAGAGAGGCACUGCUGUAGCACUCCAACGCCCUGACCCAGAACAGAUCCAUCAGAGCUUGCUGGCUGCAAUCCGCUCCGGGGAAGCUGCUGCCAAGUUGAGAAGGGUUGGCCCUCCAUCAAAUACUGUCGCUAUCAAUGGAAGAUCCAGUCUCAGUUCCUCAGUGUCUGUAGAAGCGAGAUACAACAAUCACUAGGACUUCAUACCAAAUACUUUGCACUUUAAUCUCCACCGCACAGAUGAACUUCAUAGUUAAUUGCAUAUUGCUGAAGAAUAUGUGUAAAUGCAGGGUUGUGUUGGUAUAUAUUGUCCAGUGAAGUAUAGAAACUUCACACGGAGCCUCAAUGGCUAGGAAAGAGUUUCUUAGAAUAUAUAAUUUAUAGCAAUAUGUUUUUGCCUUUUUCUUUAAAGCUGAAAAUGCUGCUUCAGAACUUAAAACAUGGUGCAGAAGAGUUUCAUUUUUUGCUGCCAUGAUAAUUGGACAUGUUGAUUUCCACUCUAUCCAUAACGAAUGAUCUGUAGCAACAUGCUGUAUAAUGCUGAUGUAUGAAGUUCUUAAUGUUUAUAACUCUGAUAAUUAUGAUCACAAAUGUAUGUCUAAAUGUAGUCUGCACUUGUUGCCUUGAUUGUUAUGUUGGAAACUAAUUACUGUAGCUAGCAGAGCAUGGUGUAGCACUGCAAUUGGAAACGUUUUAUUUUACUAAAAACAUAGGGCAUGAUCCAGCCAGAGUUAUGUACUUCUAAGUCCAUUGAUAACUUACUGUCAUUGAAAUAGAUGGAACUUAAUUUGCUCAAUUUUGGUGGGAUCGUGCCCAUUUGGGAUUAGCAUUGCUUGCUGUUAAGUAUUUUCUAUCAGCGAAGCAAGGAAUAAAAAAGUAAUUCAGCAAUUAGUUUAUGAACACUAUUUGCGACUUCCUUUAGUUGAUGAGCAUUGUAUGUGACAUAAGCAGCCUCGAUGUACACCACAAAAGUGCCUUACCAUUGCAAUAGCAGCACUGUGACAUAACAGCCGUUUUCCAAAAGCAGCAGCUAGGUCAGCACUCCUCUGAUGAGCAAUACAGAAAAAUCUGACUAGCCUAUCAAUAGUGCUAUGGAAACAUCUGCUCCAGACAAAAAGCAGAGGACAAAUUCAUACAACCUGAAAAAUAAGCCUAGAAAAUGGGUGUGUGAAUUUAGUGCUCAUUACAGUCUCAUCCAGAGUUUAACAUGGGUCUUGGUGUCUCAUGCUGCCUUAAUUUGCUCAAAGUGCUGACUUGCAGUAUCCUACUGUAACUUUGAUGGCAGCCAAGCUGCUGAGGAAAAGGGUUUGCAAGCUAGGACAGGGACACACAGGUCUAGUUCAGACAUAAUCUAAACCAUGUUCUGAUUCUACAUCAUAAACCAAGCUUAAGGGAGCUUCAGGUUCACAUGUUUCUCCCUCUCUCACACAGACCUGAGGGGAGUGAAAUAUUUUGUUUCACUUGAAGAACAAAUGAAGCUUUCCAUUAUCUAAACUUGUGAAAGCAUGAUUUGUUAAGUAUAGCUAGAUUAUUUAACCAUGGUUUGAUAUCCUAGCUUGUUCUGGUUGGUGAACAAACCAGUUUCCUGAGUUCAUGUGUAAUGAGAAGCUACAAUGUGUUCGUGAAAGCAAAAGUGUUCUUUCUCCUUCACAAGCAUGCAGGGAUAAGAAGAGGAGAAAGGGCAGCAUGUGAACCCAUCCCCCAGGGGCCUAAUAAAACCUAGGCUUCAUGUAACGCUGAACCAUGAUUUUGGAUUGUAUCUUAACUGGGUCACUGUGUGUGCUUAAGCAUGUGGGAAUCAGCAUUAGCUGACACAGCAAUAGUUAAUGUAGCUUUGAGCUGCAGUGAAGACUCUAGAACCUUAUUUGGAAGCUGAUAUAAAUUCUAGAAUAUGAAGAAGGGCCGUGGAUCAGUUCAGCUGGAGAACACUCCUCAAAACUGCAUUGGCAUAAAGCAGCCAAAAUUUAUUUGAACUAGGCUGGAAGUAGCUGGAGUGAAAGAAGCUGAAUGCACAAUUCAAUAUAGGCCUGCCCUUGGAAAAGCAAUAGCUGAUUUUAUGUGUCAGAUGACUUUUUAAAAUACCUUUUGAGUUUCAGGAAAUUAGAAGUAGGGGACUGAAAAAUAUCUCCACUUUCUGUAACUAGGAAAAGAAGUGGUGACGAUAUCUACGUAAUAAAAUGAGUUUUAAUAACACUUGAAAAUACCCACCAUGUCAAUGAAGUAGUUUUAUCAGUAUAUGCAAUUCUACAGCUAUAGAAUUUAAAAAUUGCUACUGAAAUAGACAUAAGGUUGAGCAGCAAUGCACAGACAGCAACAUCCUCCGUAAUAGAUGUGGCGCUUCUUCUCUGCAUUAUCUUUCCCUGUCAAGCUACUGUUGCAUUUUUAAGACAAAAUCUAUUUGUGAUCCUAGCUCUGAUCAAGUAACAAAUGUAGAUAUAUGCUGCAAAUACUGGAAUAUUUGUCAUGUUCUAAAAUAAUUUGUGUUUGGUUUUGUUAAAUAAAAGUAAUGGUAUUUA